AUGGCAACAACUCCUGCACCUACUUAUUUUAAACCACAUAUAUUGAAUGGUACGAAUUAUAUUGAUGGCGGUGUACAAAUGAAUAAUCCAACAGUGCCUGCAUAUAGAAAAGCUCUUCAAUACGGCUAUAACAAAGAAAAUAUAUUUGUAUUAUCAUUGGGCACAGGUGAUUAUAUAGAAGAUCCAUUGGUGGCUAACGAACACCCAAAUAUUAUAUAUUAUGUAAGGAAUUACAGUACUGUAGCUAAAGUUUUACUUGGUAGUCAACAACAUAAUGUGGAUAAUGACAUGAGCAUUUUUAUGAAUGAUGAACAUUAUUAUCGAUGGCAAGUAUGGUUUGAAGAAUCUAUUAGAUUAGAUCAAUAUGAAACACAUAUAGUGAAUAUAUUAGAAAAUAUUGGAUAUGAAUAUUGGGAAGAAAUGGAAAUUUAUGAUAAUAAUAGAUUAAACAAAUUAAUUAAACAUUUAACAUUGGAAUAA
Rotaria sp. Silwood1 is the source of this 480-nucleotide messenger RNA. Lineage: Eukaryota; Metazoa; Rotifera; Eurotatoria; Philodinida; Philodinidae. The record is from the annotation of a GenBank genome assembly.